CCUGAAGGGAUAUAGCACAGUGAAGGAAGUUCGAACGAUUACUAUGAAUGUUAGGAUCAUUGCGUAUUACCAAAUGAUGCAAGUUUGUCAGGCUGAGUACUUCCGCCAAUUGCUUAAACCUGUUACGUAGUUACAGAGAUUACGUAGCUCCACGACACACAAAGUGACUGCCCUUUUUGCUUUAUUCAGUCAUUAAUUGGGAAGCAGUUGAAAGUUGAAAGUAUUUGUUUAUGGUGGCUGUUAAUUGAGAUGGACAGCUACGUUGGAUGAUGGCAACAGCAUAACUACCACUUACCUUCUGCUUGAUACCAUUUUCACUGGGCAGGCCUCCUGAUACCUUAGGAAAUCUCUCAUCCACUGUAAACCAAACAAAUCCUUACUUAAGGCCAUCUCUGCACCCAUAUAUUUUUACAGCAUUUGAGCUUUUAGAAAAAUUGCUCAUGCAGAGUGACCAACAAAUUUACCAUCAAAAGGUGGUGCCUCCUCUUGCAUAUCAAUUUGGUGGUAAUUGUAUGUAUAAUGGUUCUAUGGCCCCAGGCUUGGGUGUAACUCUACCAGGAGCAACAAAGCAUUCAUCACCCCUUAAUGGGGUUGAACUGCAGCCUUUUGAAGUCUGUCCCAAGAACUACAUCAUCUUUGACCAGACUGAUAACAGAAGCCGUGUCAUGUUUCAUCCUGCUCUCGCCCAGAAAUUCAGUUGCGCUGGUUUUGAUAUCCAACACAUUGAAAAUGAACGGGGAAAGAAUGAUGAGGACAAGGGAAACAGAGGCUCCUCUUCUUCCUUGAAAGAAGACACAGAGGACAUUGACAUAUUGUUGAGUUUGGAACAGGAAGAAGAAGAUGGGGACGAGGUUAGCACAGCACAAACUGUUGGCAGCUGUGGGAGCAGUUCCUCAGAUUCAUGCUCAAACUAUGGUUCAAAACCAAGCAAGCAGAGACUGUCUUUUGUUCAGAAGUUGUGCUCUGGCGGCAGCAACAGAAGCACCGGUUGCAAAGGUGAAAGAAAACGGUUAAGGAUGAAGAAGAUGGUAAAAGCACUGCGGGGAAUUGUACUAGGUGGUGACCAGAUGAGUACAGUUGCUGUUCUUGACGAGGCUGUCAGAUACCUCCAGUCUCUGAAGGUGGAAGUGAACAAGCUUGGUCUAGAGGAUUUGAAGAUGUGAAAAAUGACAUGGUAACAAAUAUUGGACUCUCCCUUUAUCUAUUACAAUUAUGAAUAAUCACUGUAUUAAUUUAGGUGUGAUAACUCUCUCUCUCUCUCUCUCUCUCUCUAGUAUCUUUAACAGCAUGGGU
This is a messenger RNA of Telopea speciosissima, 1293 nucleotides long. RefSeq names its product transcription factor bHLH144-like. Gene Ontology annotation, molecular function: protein dimerization activity. The record is from RefSeq and is a predicted model, not a curated record. The transcript has 2 exons. Lineage: Eukaryota; Viridiplantae; Streptophyta; Magnoliopsida; Proteales; Proteaceae. Bases 441 to 1163 code for a protein of 240 amino acids.